Molecule: messenger RNA, 1881 nt
Organism: Lotus japonicus
Lineage: Eukaryota; Viridiplantae; Streptophyta; Magnoliopsida; Fabales; Fabaceae
Product: probable purine permease 10
Exons: 2
Coding region: 608-1702 (364 amino acids)
Cellular component (GO): membrane
Molecular function (GO): purine nucleoside transmembrane transporter activity
Source: RefSeq, a predicted model, not a curated record
CACUUGCGUUAUGAAUUCAUAAAGAUAACAGCAAAUUAAAGUAGUCUAGUGUUUUCCUACAGUCAUAUAACCAUUUUCACCUUAACUAUGUUGUUUUCUCUGAUUGUACUACGCUAACAAAACCUUAUGUAUGUCCAAGAGUUUGAAAUAUGUAUGAUGAAAAUACAUGGUCCUAAUUUCGAUAUGUUUUUUUAAGAUAAGCCAAUAGAAUACAGACAAGACACUUCUUGCAAGAAAACAAAACCAUGGACAUGAUAGGAUGUGAGCUUCUGAAGCAUCAAAGCUCCUUCAUAUGAUUCUGUAAAUAAUAAUAAUAAGAAGAACAAGAAGAAUAAACAAAAGAAAAGAAAAAGCAAUUAUAGACAUGCUGAGAUUCACAUUCACAUAUUUCAGAAUCAAUUCUGCUAUUACAAAAGCUAUUAGGAGUUUGGUUCUCCCUGAAUCAGUUCCCCUUUUUAACAUGACAAUCUACCGUUUAUCCAAACAUGCACUAUAAUAUGUCUACAAAAUUAACUGAAUUAGAGCACCUUGUAUAUACUCCAUCCAAUAAAUAGAAGCAAAUGGAGCCAAACAGACAAAUUCAUUGGAGAACAAAAUUCCCAGUCAAAUGAAUCAAUCAACUAUAAUCAAAAGGGAAAAAAGGUAUUACCGUUGGUUUCGAUUAGCCCUCUAUGCAGCACUGGUGUUGGUGUGCCAAUCAGCUGCAAUACUUCUGGGAAGAUUGUACUAUGAAAAAGGAGGAAACAGCAAAUGGAUGGCAACACUAGCCAACCUUGCAGGUUUCCCUAUUCUGCUUCCUUACUAUCUCAUCUUAGCAUCCAAGGAUCUCAACACCACAAAUAGCUUUCAUCAGAAUCAACCUUCUGUUUCAAUGCUAGCAUUUGUCUAUGUCUCCCUUGGCCUUCUUGUGGCAUUAGAUUGUUAUUUAUACUCUGUUGGACUUUUAUACCUCCCUGUCUCUACUUACACACUCAUUGGCUCAUCUCAAUUGGCUUUCAAUGCUCUCUUCUCCUUCUUUCUCAAUUCACUGAAAAUCACACCUCUCAUCAUCAACUCUCUAGUCCUUCUAACCAUUUCCUCCUCCCUCCUUGUGUUUCAAAAGGACUCAUCAUCUGAUGAUUCCGCGCAAGUCUCCAACAAAAAUUAUGUGAUUGGAUUCAUAUGCACAGUUGCUGCAUCAGCAGGCUAUGGAUUGGUGCUUUCCCUUACCCAAGUUGCUUUCAACAAGGUUAUUAAAAGGGAAACUUUCAAAGUGGUUAUGGAUAUGAUAAUCUAUCAGUGUCUUGUAGCUACUUGUGCUUCUCUAGUGGGACUUUUUGCAAGUGGAGAGUGGAAGGGUUUGAAGAAAGAAAUGGAGGGGUAUGAGUUGGGUAAGGCUUCCUAUGUACUGACUCUGACUUUCACAGCUAUACUUUGGCAAGUCUUUAGUAUUGGUAGUGUGGGACUGAUUAUUGAGGUCUCUGCACUCUUCUCUAAUGCUAUAAGCACUUUGGGGGUGCCUAUAACUCCUAUAUUGGCUGUGAUGUUCUUUCAUGACAGAAUGUAUGGAAUCAAGAUUAUCUCUAUGGUGUUGGCUGUCUGGGGAUUUAUAUCUUAUGUGUAUCAGCAGUACCUGGAUGAAUGCAAGUCCCAAACAGGAAACAGAGCCACUCCUCACGUUCCCAAAGAUUCUUCACCUUUAGAAGAGGGUAGUAUACUAUAGAUGAAUUAGCUAAGCUUUAAAUCAACAUUUUCUACAUAGUGUUGGUUCUGGCAGUAGUACCUGUUUUAUUACUAUAUUUAAUUCACUCUUAAGCAGUUGUGUAUCAAAAACCUUUGUUAUAAGAGCUAGUUUAGUUCAGAUAUGAUUGUGAAUUAAGUGAAUGAAUGAGUUGAAUGCAA